AUGUCAGUAUCUAAUUUCCAUUUUGCAAAGGUGCAAAGAAAUUAGAAACCGCGUACUUUACUCUCAUUCCGCAACCGAAAACAAUUAAAAAGCGAACCUAAACUAUGAUUUGUUUCACUUACGGUUACGAAGUAACGGUACCGUUACUCCAUACCUGUAACCUACCUGAGUUUAGUUUACGAACGUCUCAAAGCCAACGGUAAAAGACAACGUGUACGUCAGUUUUGUAGUACAAGUGAAGCCGCCUUGUCUUAUCUUCUGCAAAUUUUACAUUUUGUCUGCGUGUCAUUUGCAUAUCACCAAAUUUGAUCAUUCUAAUGACCGUGUCCGCCCAUUGUUUCAACGCCUUCUGGAACCGACAGUGAUGUGCUACCAAAAUCAAAACGAAAUAAAUCGGUAGUGAGUGCAUAAUUAAAGUUAUGGGUUCGAAAUUUAAAAUCAACCACCGGUCCCAUAACUAAGUCUCCAUAUUGGUCUGGAGAAAAUGGCAAAAAGCGGAAACAAAAGUGUACUGUGGGCGUACGUUUUAUGGCUCUUCGGCGGAAUAUUUGGACUGCAUUUGUUCUAUUUGGAAAGGGACUCGCACGCGUUUCUCACGUGGAGCACGCUCGGUGGAUAUGGCCUCGGGUGGCUUGCCGAUAUUACCAAAAUUCCUCGAUACGUGAGAGACGUUAAUAACGAUCCGAAAUUCCUCGAGGAAUUGGUUCAGAAAGUGAGAAAAAACAAGAAGCCCCCAUUUUCCACCAGUCGAUUUAUAUCGGCCAUCACAGUCGGAUACUUCUGGGGACAACUGCUGCUACUGGCCAUUCCAGAAGAUGAGUUCGGCGGUAUAAACUGGAAGUUUCUGCAAUGGCUGGUUCCCGCAGGUGCAACUGCAGGAGUGUGGGCCGUUGGAAACAUUGGCCGCGAAACCGGGACGCCUUGGAAGUCUUUGGUUUGCGCGUACGUGGCGUAUCUGUCGAGGUGGUAUUUUUUUGACGAGAGUAUUUGGUUAACCACCGUCGUUUUUACCUCGGCGCUGGCGUUCGAUUCCUUUUCGAAGCAAUGGCGGCGGAAACCAAGGGAGAAGAAGUCGAUAGUGAAGCGAAUUGCGGUACUCGCCCUUUGUGGUACGUUGUAUUUAUCAAUGUGGAGUGCAUAUUUUUACUUCAAUGGAAAAGUCACCGACUCCAACGGUGAUGAAAUACCCGUUCACGAAGCAAUUCACCACUUCUUCACGUCACCUUGGUGGACGGACCUGAAACAAUCCCUCUACGACGUCUACACAUUUGCGCAACAUCACGGAUGGUACGAAGUGUGGAAGCAAAUAAUCGAUCUAUCGGAUCCGCAAGGCGAACAGAACGCCUACAAGGUUUUAGGUGUGUCGCCUACGGCAUCCCAAUCCGAAAUCACCUCGAAAUGGCGACACUUAAGCAGAGAGUGGCAUCCGGAUAAAAUUAAAGAUCCGCAAUUGAAAUCGGAGGCGCAAAAUAAGUUUAUGGAGAUACAGCAGGCCUACGAGAUCUUAUCGAAUAUAAAGACUAAACGUAAACGCAAAAAUAAAAAGUCAGUAGAUUAAUACCCGCAAAACUGCCCCAGGUUCCGUUUGAUGGUGCCAAAGAGACAGACGUUUUUCUAUUUAUUGUGUUUAACAUGUCUUCAGUGAGAGAAAAACAUUGUUUUAAACUUUACAAUUGCGUAUAAUGUAAUAGUAAUAUAUGUGAGUUGUGAUUAUUGUUGUCUUUAAAAUGCACACGGUUUUGUGUUAAAUGAGCCAUCCACUUACGCUUAUCGCUACAGGGUUUAUGAAUGCUUUGAUGGAUUUAAUUCACAUGUUUUGAGCGUCAUUUUCAUAAAA
Messenger RNA from Photinus pyralis (common eastern firefly), 1837 nucleotides. RefSeq names its product dnaJ homolog subfamily C member 22 (gene wus). The coding region runs from base 485 to 1558 and encodes 357 amino acids. The transcript is spliced from 5 exons. Gene Ontology annotation, cellular component: early endosome; plasma membrane. NCBI's taxonomy places the organism in Eukaryota, Metazoa, Arthropoda, Insecta, Coleoptera, Lampyridae. The record is from RefSeq and is a predicted model, not a curated record. Gene Ontology annotation, biological process: endocytosis.